Molecule: messenger RNA, 2543 nt
Organism: Hemicordylus capensis (graceful crag lizard)
Lineage: Eukaryota; Metazoa; Chordata; Lepidosauria; Squamata; Cordylidae
Gene: REM1
Product: RRAD and GEM like GTPase 1
Exons: 5
Coding region: 144-1052 (302 amino acids)
Biological process (GO): negative regulation of high voltage-gated calcium channel activity
Cellular component (GO): plasma membrane
Molecular function (GO): calcium channel regulator activity; GTPase activity; GTP binding
Source: RefSeq, a predicted model, not a curated record
CCGCCGCCAGAGCAGCUGCCGCGCGAUGAAGCCGGGCCGGAGGAGCAGCGGGGCGCGCGGAGGCGGCGGCGGCGGCGGCAGGAGGCGCCCGGGACAGCCCGGCCAAGAGCGCCCCGCGGCGCAGUGAGCGGCCAGCCGAGAAAAUGGCUUUGAACACCCAGCGUGGAAACAUGAGCCCUUUUCGGAGACGGGCCAGCACCCCGCUUCCCACCCCCUACCAGCCUCGCCCAGGGAUGCUGAGUGUUCGCCCCAGCUGGACCGAGCCCUCGCACCCGCAGCUGGGACACUCUUCGUCCUGUGAGCCCAGAGGCCGCCUGCCCGAGCUGCGGGCCAGCUGGUCGUCUGAAUCCUCUGGCUCGGAGGACUCUUGGGAGUCUUUGUACCGCGUGGUGUUGCUGGGAGAUCCUGGUGUGGGGAAGACCAGUCUGGUGAAUCUCUUUGCUGGGGUUCAAGACAAAGACCUGCCAGAACAACAGAGAGAGGACACCUACGAGCGCACUUUGUCAGUGGAUGGCGAGGAGACCACGCUGAUGGUGAUCGACACCUGGGAGGCUGAGAAGCGGCUGCCCGAGGAAGACCACUGGUUCCACAAUUACUGCCUGCAGGUGGGCAAUGCUUACGUCAUCGUCUACUCCAUCACCGACCGGGGCAGCUUUGAGAGCGCGUCGGAGCUGCGGAUCCAGCUGCGUCGAACCCGGCAGGCAGAGAACAUCCCCAUCAUCUUGGUGGGCAACAAGACCGACCUGGUGCGCUGCCGAGAGGUUUCUGUGGAAGAGGGCCGGGCCUGUGCCGUGGUCUUUGACUGCAAGUUCAUCGAGACGUCCGCCGCUCUCCAGCACAACGUGGCGGAGCUCUUUGAGGGGGUGGUGCGGCAGAUCCGCCUGAGGCGAGACAGCAAGGAGGCCAACGCCCGCCGGAGGUCCCUGUACAGGCGCAAGGAGAGCCUGACCAAGAAGGUCCGCCGCUUCCUGGACCGGCUGGUGGCCCGCAACAACAAGAAGGUGGCCCUGAAGGUCCGCUCCAAGUCUUGCCACGACCUCUCUGUGCUCUGAACGCCCCUGCGGGGGCUGCUCCUCCCCUUGCUGCCGUUGUUCCCUCUCGUGCUCCCCAAGGGACCCUGCCUCGGUUUCCCUUCCCACGUGUCCCUCGGGGGUCUGCAAACGCCCUUCUUUGCUAGUGUCUCUUAGGCCAGGACCUUCCAGUCGCGAAAGCAGACCUGCCGGCAGCAAGAAGAGCAGCAGGCUUCUGGACCCAAGCAGGACGCCCCGGCCCUUCAGGGACACGCUCCUCCUGGACCCACAGGUCAGCUUGCCAGGGCCUGGCGGUGGAGGGCUCAUGUCUGGGUCCCGGGCUGGCCGGCCGCCAGAGAGGAGCCGUUCUGCUCGAUUAUUUUGGUCCCAAGGCAGGUGAGGUUGCCUGCUGGGCUCUGCAGGAUCCCCUGGGGUGUCCACAGGCCUGUGGCUGAUGCCAGGCUAGCAGUCCCUCUUGUACAGACGCCCUCAGUGGGCUAGCUGGGGGUCCGUCUUUCACUUGAAAAAGAAAUGGAAAAGGAGAAGAAAACCCUUCCGCUUAGAAGAUAGGGGAGCAUCGGUUACGCUUGACUUCUUCAGAUGGUGAUGGUCAGGAGGCGCAACCCAGCGCCGUUGGCGGAAAGUUUCGGGGAGCAAAUGAGGGUGUCUGGGUGCACGUAUGUGUGCAUGCAUUGGUCUGCACCCUCCGUCUUGGGUGAAUGCUGGUAGAGGGGCAGGGGUGCUGGGCAGUGUUCCCUCUAACAGGGAUUCCUAGGUCUUGUUGACUACAGCUCCCAGAAUCCCCAGCAGCAGUGGUUUUUGCUUGGGGAUUAUGGGAGUUGUAGUCAACAACAUCUGGGAAUCCCUCUUAGAGGGAACACUGGUGCUGGCGGGAGAGAAUGUGGCUUGUGCUCAGGGUGUGGCUCCUGGUAUAUAGUCCAGGCCUGGGGAGUCCUCCUGCUUCAUGCUGGCCCCUUGCGCUGAAGCAGGUGAGCUCCUAAGCGGCAGUAAAAUAAAUUUCCGGGGGGGUGGGGGGGUGGCAUCUCAGGGAGGAGCCCUAGCUCAGUGAUAAAGCCCCUGCUUUGCAUGUGGAUGGUCCCGGGUUCAAUUCCUGACAGCAUCUCCAGUUAAAAGCACCAGGUGGCUGCAGCUCUAGGAAAGACCCCUGCUGGAGGCUGCUGCCAGUCAGAGUGGAUCGGGUGAAUCGGUAAUCCGACUCAACAGCUUCAUGGGGACGGGAUCUGCAGGGGGGAGCAUUGGAUCUCUCUGGCAGGGCUUCUGCGCCUUGUCCGUUCCAGGAUAGGUGAAAUUUCCCCCCAGCAGCAGAGACGGGGGUGGAGGGGUGGGAAGUGGCUGGCAGAUGAGGAAAGGCAGAGAGAGAGGAGAGCUGCUAGCCGGGAGCUCCUGAGACUUGUGGGUGCAGCCUUGGGUGUGGGAGGGGGCUGUCCGCCUUGCUCUCUAGGGCCUUCUUUUUCUAGGCACCUGCUUGUUGUUGUAUAUCUGUAAAUAAAGCCAGUUUUAUGAAGACAGACA